This is a messenger RNA of Nymphalis io (European peacock), 5457 nucleotides long. Its product is annotated as sporozoite surface protein 2-like. NCBI's taxonomy places the organism in Eukaryota, Metazoa, Arthropoda, Insecta, Lepidoptera, Nymphalidae. Bases 21 to 2672 code for a protein of 883 amino acids. The transcript has 19 exons. The record is from RefSeq and is a predicted model, not a curated record.
ACGCAAGUAUUUUUGUCAACAUGUCGGACAACGAGGACCUACUCGGCGAUGAUUUAGGAGACCACAGUCUCGCAGAUUAUAACCUCGGUAAUGAAGAAGAGGAACAGCUUCUCGCUGAUGAUUAUGACAGUGGCCCGUCACAAAAUGUUCCCAGUUCGAACAAUUCCUCAUACAAUGAAUCAGUAGACACAGUACCUACGGUGCAAGGCAUUGAAUAUGCUCAGCCAGGGCCAUACACACAACCAGAGCCAGAAUGUGUUGUCCCCAAUAUAAUAGUGGAAGUACCGAACGUAACACAAACGGAGCACACAACAUAUGCAACAUUCAAUGAGCCAUAUGAGCAAGAACAUGCUGUACCACCGGCCAUUCCGGCCGCCCCCGUGGAGUCACCACAAAUCGUACCGUCGGAGUUGCCCCCUGCACCGAAGUCCGUCAGCCAACGCUCCCCGCGCACACGCAACAUUCCCGACUCGCUAGAUAAAGUGUUCGUACCGCGGAAUUCAUACAACGGUCGCGGUCGCAGCUCGUGGAGGAACCCGCACUACCGACAGAACCAUCCCUACAGACGUAAUAACACUUUCAGGGGUAAUUUCGCUCAGCGCCCGUCGUUCCCUCCGCCAAACAUUCGACCACCGAUCCCAAACCAGCUACCAAAUAGACCAGAUAUACCAGACAAUCGUCCGAAUUUACCGCAAAUGCCUCGAGCAUUAUCACCCGAGCGACCCCUUCCACCUCCCGAAAUAAUCCAACCUUCGAAUCCACCAAUUGAGAACCGACCGUUCAAUCAAAACUUCCAAAGAUUCCAGUUCAGGAAUGAGGAGCCGAACUUUGUGCCAAACAUUCGGCCCAACUACGAACGUCCAAUGUUCUACCAACGUCCUUACAACCCGAGACAAUUUGGCCCAAGGGAUAUGAUGCCCAAUAAUAUGCCCCAAGUCAUAAGACAACCUUUACCAUUAAUGACAGUGAACCUGCCAAAGGGCAGGGAACCGGAAGUAAGAAUGUUGCCAGUUUUGCCUCCGAACUUACCGAACUUACCCCCUGGAGGGCUAGCAGGGAAGAAAGUUUUGAUCAAUCCUCACUUUAAAGGGAAUUUUCAACCGCCUGUUGAAGGGCUCCCAACAUACGUUCCGACGAGAAUACAAAAAAGUCCGCCUCUCAGUCCAACACUGGAGAGUAAAUUCGGGCCCAUCAAGGACAUCGACGACGCGGCGGAGCGGUUCAUCGCCGAGCAGCGCAGCGCCCUGGCGCGCGCGCAGCGCCGGCACCGCGCCGAGCCGCAGAGGUACAUCGAGAACACUACAAUAGAGAUAGAGAACGAUCUCGCACGCAGCUGCGAGGAUCGCGAGCUGUUGCGGAAACAGGAGGAGUUCAUCAACGCCAACAGAGCUGGUCUGCGGCGACGGAUGCGCUCGCCCUCCCCCCCGCGCUCGCCGUCCCCGCGCCGCAGCCCCGAGCGCCGCCCGCGCGCCAGCGACGAGGAGAGCGAGUACCGGCGGCGCGUGCGCGAGCAGGAGUGUCUGCGCGAGCGCGUGCUGCGCGCCAAGGAGCUGCGGCGCCGGAAGAGCGCCGCCGCGCUGCAGCGGGACCUGGCCGACAGAUAUAAGGAUCAACCGGACAAAGAAGUUCCAAAGGAAGAAAUAAAACAAACCGAUACAAAGGAAGAUAAACAGAGCAUCGCAUUUACAAACGAUACUCAACAAGUGAAACCGGACACUACUAGGAAGACACCGGAGAGAGAGAAGGAGACGGAGAUAGCAGAAGAGAAGAAAGAGACUAGAGAUAGGUCUCCCAUCAAGGUCGUGGAGAGCGCUGAGGCUAAUUCUACUUGUGAGACGCUGACCCCCCCGCCGCCGUCGCCCGAGCGCGGCGCGACCCCCCCGCUGCCGCCGCCCGCGCGCGCGCCGCUCGACAGCGACGACGACCUCGACCUCAUCCUCGACGACAUCGACGACAUCCUCUCCGACGACGACGACUCCGGCCGGUUCAAGGAGAAGGCCAGCAAGGACGAAGGGCCAAAAACAGUUGAAAAGCAAGUCGACCUCCGCUCAAAAUUACCUCCUAAAGUCGCCGAACCAAAGAAACCGAGACAGAAGAUCACUUUUAACGACAACAGUGAAGAUAAACGAAAGAAAGAUAAAUCACCAGUACGGCGAUCUGGCUUGGGAGCGAACAAAACAAACCACGCUGUAAAAGCUGACACAAAAACCGAUAAGGCAAAAUCGAAAGUGGAAGUCAACGCCACUACGAUUAAGUCGAGGCAAAAGAUUACAUUUGACAAAAAAGAUGCCGGCCGGCCGGCGGCGCCCGCGCGGCGCGUGGUGCUGCGCAAGGCGGCCGCCGCCGACCCCUCGCAGCCCACCCCGUGCAUCUUCAGCCGCGCCGUGCGCACGGCCAUCGCGCCGCCCGCCCCCCCGGGCCCCCCGCCGGCCCCCGCCGCCCCCGCCGCCCCCGCGGGCCCCCCGCCCGCCGCGCUCGUGCGCAACCUGCCGCCCGGCAUCACGGACACGCGCCUGCGCACGCUCGCCGCCGACUCGCAGAGCUUAAGUUUGGAUAAAGAGGAACGCAGCGCUAUUAUAAUAUUCAAAACGGGUCUCGCGGCUGAAAAUUUUAAGAAGAAAUUCAACAACAAGAUGGUCGCCGCCAGUCGUUUGACUGUUACUUUACAAUAGAUAACGUAUUUAAGUUAAUUAAUAGAAUUGUUUAAUAUUCAAAUAUUUGUAAAGCCACUGCCACACCUGCUUUUUGCCAUGUCGUUACAAUUUUUAAUCUGUUACUUAAAGGCGAUGUAUUAUUUAGGUCUGUCGAGUCUUUAAGUGUCAUCCUGACCGUUUUCUUAUUUAUCAGUAAUUGUAUAAAAAAAUCACUGCCGCGUUGGUCUAGUGGCUAGAUAUAAGGCCGCUGACCAGGAAGUGCUGGAUUCAGUUCCCAGGUCGGGCCAUUAAAAAGUUAUUGAGCUUUUCUGUUAGAAAAUCCUCAGUAGCAGCCCGGGGUCUGGAAGUAUAUACACUCCUGUGCCUCGGAAAGCACGUUAAGCCUUUGGACCUGCGCCUGAACUUUUUCCGGUCGUGUCGGAUUGCCGUCCCAUCGGAUUAUGAGAGUUAUGGAAUAGAGAGUGCACCUGUGUUUGCGCAUACACUUGUGCACUAUAAUAUCUCCUGCACAGAAAGAAAUCGGUCGGGAGGACCUUACUGUAUAUAAGAAAAUAUUACAUGUUUUUAUAAAUUUAUACUCUAUGAAAAAAAAAUGUAUUUGUUAAAAAAAUACCAUAGACAAUUAUAUUGUGUCUUUUAAAUAAGAGAACUGUUAAACAACAUUAUAAUUAAAAGAUUAUUUUAAAAUACGCCUCUUAUAUUAUCAACCUCAAAUUUCUGAAACGCCGAUCAUAAUCAGAUUAUUUAAUUUGAAUGACAAUUGAGGUAAUUAAAGUGUUUGUUUGUGGUCGUUCAGUCGCUCAGGUGUGACCGUAGCUUUACAUAUGUUUCUGCACGAGUAUGUUGCAUUCUUAAAGAAUUUCACUAACAUUGUUUUUUCCUCCGAUAAAAAUAUACUUUAUAGAUAUAUAUAAAUAAAAGCCAUGUAUAAUUAUUAUAAUCCAAUUUUAGUUUGAACAUGUUGAACACAUCUCUGUGUUAUCAUAUAGUAUUCGUUUACUAUGAAAGUUAAAAUAUUUAAAAAAAGAAUGUAUAAAUUAAAACUUAAACAACAAGAUUUAGUCCGAGUAACUUUAUUGUAACUAUGAUAAACAUACACACAUCAUUUUUGCGCUUGAUUAUGUUAAAUUUUAAAUUCAAAUUCAUUACCCCGGUAUCCGUUUUCAACGACUUUGACAAUUCCCCUUUAAUUAAAUAUUAUUUUUUAUAUAAAGGUUAUUUAUUGUUUCAAUAUUGUUUAAAAUAAAUGAUAGAUAAAAAGAUGAAUGUUAGACAAUUUAUUACUGUUAUUUUUUUUUCUUUUUUUUUUUAAAUAACAUCAUUAACUAAUUACGCUUUAUUGUUAUGUCAGAUUCAAAUAAACACACACACGCUCACGGACAUACGCACACACACAUUAAGUCGUUUUAAACGGAUUCCAUCGUAUGUUAUUCACAUUAUGUGACUUAUGACAUUGUUUAUAUAAAAGAUUUGAAUUUACUAAUUUAACUUAAAAAAGAAACAAAUUAAAAAAAAAUAAUUAAAACCUAUUUAUGGAGAAAUGCUCAAUAUGUUUCAACGGCGAACAUUUAACAACGAUAUUAUGAUCACAAAUGUAAAUUGUAAGUAAAAUUUAAUAAUUUAUAUAGAUUUAUUCAGUUUUAUAAUUUUAAAACGUUGAACUUGCUCGAUCCGGUGUUGCCAUGUCGCAUUUGUCAGUGGUCACUAUUUUUGACCAAUUAAUUAUAUUUUUGUAUUCUAUAUACAUCUCUAUUUAGUAAAUAAGUAUUUUAUAGUUUUCUGUUACAUAAUUGAACCACUGGAUUAUGUUUUAUUAAAUUCGUUGUCGGUUCCUAAUAAUAUAUAAGUAAAUAUAGACAUACUCUGAAUUAUUACAUAUUUGUAUUAUUUUUUUUUAUUAAGAACAACCUAUGUUUUGAUUUAUAGUUUUUCUCACACAAAAGUAUGUAUUAGUCAAAUAUGUUAUGUAACAAAUUUGAUAUUAUUAUAUAACAUUGUGAUUUAUUUGAGUAAUAAAAAGAUAAUUUUGACCAAAUUUAGUCACAGUUUAUAUUAAUUUGGCUAUAUUUUUUUUAUAAAAUAUGAAAGUAUAUCAAUAUAAAUAUUAUAAAAAGUAUAAUAUUUUGUAUCUUAAAUAUCAAUGUUAUAAAUUCAACAAAACACAACGGGUCACACAAAAAUAUAAUACAAAAAUCAAUGUUGUAUAAAUUGGUCAUACAGUGCUAUAAUACAUAUGUAUGUAUACUAAAUGAAAAAAACAAAGUCAUCUAAUAUAUUCAUAAUUAAUUGAUAUACUGAAUUUCAACACUAUAUGAUUUUAUUGUUGAAAGUAUAAUCACUACUGACAAAAGGAUAUAAAAAAAUAAAGUUCCAAUUCAUAUGUCUGUAGGAAGAGAAUGGUAUGUUACCGUAUAUUUAUUUAAGAAAUUGUUUUAUAAGUUAUCCCGGAAACAGCAGAGGAAAAUCUAUGAAUAUUUUAGUAAUAUAUACUAGAUAAAACGUUUUACGAAUUUAAAGUAUUCAAUUUUUAAAACGACUUUCUUGCACUUGUAGUAGCGACUUUUCUUUGUAAUUUUCCUUAUAUGCAUUACAUACAUACAUUUAUUUAUAAGGUGCUUAUUGUAUUAUUACUGUCUAACUAAUAGACCUUGUUUAGCGUGUGUCUAUAGAUACACACAAUGUCUCUGUCAUCUGUAAUUUGACAUACGAAAGAAAGAGACAGCGCUAUAUGCAAGAGCGCUUCUGUAUGUAAAUUGUAAUUUGUGUGUCAUUUAAACGAAAUCAAAUAAAUUUUUACACUGAG